This is a messenger RNA of Bemisia tabaci, 2115 nucleotides long. RefSeq names its product THAP domain-containing protein 1. The record is from RefSeq and is a predicted model, not a curated record. Lineage: Eukaryota; Metazoa; Arthropoda; Insecta; Hemiptera; Aleyrodidae. Gene Ontology annotation, molecular function: sequence-specific DNA binding.
UUGUGUAUGUUAUUUUAUUGAGUUGUCAAGUGUCAAUGCUGUUAUCUUUGCUUUGGUGUUAUCAGUGCUGGUAUUGGUACUGUGGACAGGGAGUUCUUUUGCCAUUAAUUUUAAAGUCUUUCAAUUUUCACGAACGUGACGAAGAUCAAUAAAUAAGCAUUUUUUAUCUAAUUUUAGAUUAGAGGACUGAUUUACUUUACCAGCAUGGUCAGUUGCGCUGUUUGCGGCUGUUCUCACCGAACGGGCAAUAGAAACAAGCCAGCCUCUCAGGUGAAAUUUGAAGAACAGAACAAAAGGCCCAUGAAGUUCUUCAGGUUUCCAUUAAGUAAUCCUGAAAAGUGGCAAAAAUGGGUUCUAGCUAUACGCCGAAACAAUUUUACUCCUUGUAAAUAUUCCAGGGUAUGUGAAAUACAUUUCGAAAAGAAAUUCUUGAAGAAAGGGGUGAGGAGAGUUGGCUGCAUUUCUCUCUCACCAGAUGCGAUCCCAACUAUUUUUCCAGCACACCCACCAGAUUUAGAGAAGUUGGCUAGUAAAACCUGAUUUGCCCUCUCAGAACAAGAAAAUAUGAAUUUUCUUCCCUUUUCACAAGGCUGCUAUGAUGGACUCGUAAAAGCGCAGAGUUGGAGAAAUUAGUGGUUAUCACUUUCAUGCAUGACAUUAAUCGAAACACUUGGCUCUUGGUAAAAAAGCUUAGCACCUAUUAAUGUAUGUUUGGGAAAUAGGUAUCAACUUCAGACACUUUUAAGCAGCCUGUACUUUACCAGGUUGGUUUCCUCAUAAAUGUAAUUGCUGAAUUUCGAAUGAUGACUUUAAGACAGUACUGAGGAUUGUUCGUUCUACUGGGAUGAGCAAAAGAUACACUCAAUCUUUCAAGACCCCCUUUUAAUUGAGUUCUAACGUCCUGUUGUAGAACAUUGUUGUGUGAAUCAAGGAGGAAAUUUUUUUAGUCUUAUGGACGAAUAAAACUUUAAACGCCUUUUUCUCAGUUUGAACUUCAUGCAACCUGGUACAUUUCUGUCAAACAUGAUCCAGUCUCAGCUUAACAAUUUUUAACUCAACAAGUCAAUGAAAAUGUUUUUUUGGAUAGAUAGCUAAUCCAAGUCUCUAAUUUUCACUAAAGAGUUUUCCUUGGGACCGAGAAUAGCAGCAGAAACUGGAACAUUGUGCUUGACUCUAUGACAAAGAAAUUAAUAAGAGGUAGAGCAUUUCAUCUACCGGAAUGUUCAGUCUUACAUUCUAAUGUGAUUUUGUUUCGUUUUUGGUUUCCUUAGGUUCAUUAAUUUUAGUGCAUUCAUAAUAUUGUGCUCACAAUUUUACCAGUGUGAAAUUUUCUGUCACUUUUUCCUAUUGUUACAAAAUUUGUGCCAAAAUAAUAUAAUUGUUUGAUAAGCAGUGUAUAAUUUCCUUUAAAGCUGAAUUCUUAGCACUUUCCAUCAACUUCUUACUUAUUUUGCAAUGGAAAAAAGGCCAUAAAACAUUUCAAUGGUAUGUACCGAAGACAGAGUAAAUGGAUCAUAAUUAACAUUAUUGGAAAAAUUGAGUCAUUCAUACUAACAAUAGGCUUCCUAAAAGAUGUAUAUGCGUAAAUGAGUUUGAUAUUAAAAUCUAACGCCUGGUGCAAAAUCCAUGACUUCGAAAGUUGCGGAUUUCAUGGGUAGCAAUAGGCUGCUGAGCAGUUUUCUCAUGAUGUCCCAAAUUCGUAAAAAUGUGGUUACAGGUACUCUGAGCUACUAAUUCACGAAAAGGAAUCCAUCAUUACUUUUAGAUACGGCACUUAAGAGCAAGUUGGACUGAAAAUGCAUAAUCAUCUGUCAGAGGAACUCAAUCGAAGUUCCUAUGAUGGAUUGUUGCGCCGCCUUAGGUUGCCAAUUUGCAUGCUUUAGAAGUUGUACCAUUUUACAAAUUUUUGUUGUCAUUGUUGUUGUCUCAACUAUCUCACUUCCGCAAGUUUUGGUAUUAAUAAGGUUGUCUCAUGUACCAUAUGUUCUAAUUUAUCAACUGUCUUAACUUGCAUAUUUCUUUGUACACAAGUAAGGAUAGUUGGGUGCAAGAUUUUCUGGAAAAAAGAAAAUAGCUUUUUGAAUGGGAAUCAAUAAAAACUGAGUUUCAACCAAA